AUGUGGGGGACCGAGGGGUAUUCAGAGGCGUACGAGGUCGGAUCCAAGAGACCGCGGGUGGUAGACUCAACAAACCCCUACUUCGCAGUGGGCGCCGCCAGCGCAGGGUUCCUCCUACCCUACGGCGGCGGCUACGGUGGCGGGGACAUCAACUAUGGCGCAGCCCUCAGCGGCUACGGCAGCAGCACUGGUAGCAGCAGCAUGUACGCCUUCCCCGUGGUCCGCCUCAGAGGCCUGCCCUUCAACUGCACCGACAUCGACAUCUUCAAGUUCUUCUCCGGCCUGGACGUCCUCGACUGCCUCCUCACCAACAAGAACGGGCGCUUCUCCGGCGAGGCCUUUGUCGUCUUCGCCUCCCCGAUGCAGGCCGAAUUCGCCCUCGAGCGGGACCAGCAGAACAUGGGUCGCAGGUAUGUAGAGGUCUUCCGCUGCAGGAAGCAGGACUAUUACCACGCCGUCGCCGCAGAGGUGAAUUCCCUGGGCAUCGGCGGUGGCGGCGGCGGUGGCGGCACUGGCGGGGAGGGAGACUACUCCCGUGGCGGCCCCUCGUCCAGUGCCAGGGCCCAUGAAGGAAAGGACCAGAUGGAGUACACCGAGGUCCUUAAGCUCAGGGGGCUCCCCUUCUCGGUGACCAAAGCCGACAUCGUCAACUUCUUUGGCGGCGACUUCGGCCUGGCCGAGGACAAUGUCCAUGUCGUUGUGAGGGCCGACGGCAGGGCCACCGGCGAGGCCUUUGUGGAAUUUGCCUCGGCAGAGGAGGCCAAGAGGGCGAUGGGCAAGGACAGGAUGACGAUCGGGCCGAGGUAUGUGGAGCUCUUCCCUUCUACCCCUGAGGAAGCCCGGAGGGCUGAGGCCAGGUCUAGGCCAUGA
Molecule: messenger RNA, 870 nt
Organism: Spirodela intermedia
Lineage: Eukaryota; Viridiplantae; Streptophyta; Magnoliopsida; Alismatales; Araceae
Source: the annotation of a GenBank genome assembly